Darwinula stevensoni is the source of this 1246-nucleotide messenger RNA. NCBI's taxonomy places the organism in Eukaryota, Metazoa, Arthropoda, Ostracoda, Podocopida, Darwinulidae. The record is from the annotation of a GenBank genome assembly.
ACCAUUUCUUUCCAUUUCGACGAUGUCGUGAAGACGCCGGAAUUCCUCGGCAUCUCCUUCGAGACGUUGUCUUGCUUCUUGGAUCGAGACGAUCUGGGAGUUUCUUCCGAGAAGGAAGCGUACGAAGCGACACGGAAAUGGUUGGAUCACGAUUCCAGCCGGAAAUGUCAUUUGCCGGAUCUCCUGGACAAGAUCCGUCUCCCUCUCUUGCCGUACGCGUACCUAAAAUCGGUGGUACUCAAGGAUCCGAUCGUUUGUAGGGAUCCGCUUUGUCUGAGUGCCAUCACGGAUGCGAGAGACUAUCACCUUCCGGAUCUCCGCGAUUCCGUCCCGAAGGAGAAAACCAGACCAAGAGUCCCAUCUGAUGCGAUUUAGAGCAUGAACGAAACCGGGAAGAUCUACCGCAUGAAUCCUCAUAAUUGGGACUUGGAUGAAAUCACGGACAAUCCUAUGAGUGUUGAUUGUGCCUUUGCAGGAAUGGACAGAAAACUGUAUGUCACAGAGAAGGGUGAGAUGAAGAUGUUUGACCUCGAGAAGAGGGAAUGGAAGGAAGGGCCCAAGCCCCUGGAGUAUCUUCAUGAUUGGCUGACGACUGCAGUUUCCCCCGGAUCCAUCUUCAUCUGCGGUGGGAGGAAUCAAAACAAUGCUGAACAAAAAAGUGUAUUUUGUUUCUCGGUGGAAACAGGGCAAUGGAUACGACUCUGUGAUAUGAAGUAUGAAAGGAGUUCGCUAGGAACGUGUUAUGGGGACUCUUGCCUCCACGUCAUUGGAGGAAUGACAAAUAGUACUAAACAUGAGCGUUUGGAUCUCCGUACGUCUCGAUGGGAAGAACUGGCUACCCUCCCGGUAGAAAGAUGGAGUCAUGCCGUCUCACCUCACGAAGAUCACCUUCUCUUGGCUGGGGGAAGUGGCGGAAGAGAGGUGUUCGUGUAUGAUAGAAGAAGUAAUUCGUGGCGGGAGGGGCCAAGCAUGAUGGAAGAACGGGAUUAUCACGGACUGAUAUGUUGGAACCGAAAUUUGUAUGCUGUUGGAGGAUGGGAAAAUUCAUCAGUGGAAGUGUUUGAUGGAACAAAAUGGGAAAUUAUCAAGAAAUAUAAAAUCAGUGAUUUCUGGAGAGCUUGCCGAAUGAUGAAUUGAGAAAUAAGUUGAUUUGAUAUGACGAGAAACGCAACAAAUCCAAUUUCUUUCAUUUAUUUUGUAAAUAAGGACCCAUUUUUGAAAGAAAGGAGCAACGAUUCCUUCCUCC